CCAUGCUUGACUUAAACAACGUCCAACGUCACAAAAUGGUAGAUAAUUUUUUGGUAUUUAAUCCCCUUUGUGAUUAAUAUUGAAGUAAAUAUAAAAGUUCCGGAUUCAAAGAUCUUCUGUUAUGAGUUAAACUGGGGCGAGAAAGCGAUAUUCCCCAAGAAAUUCGUUUAACAUGUGUGAUGCAUGUUCAGAUUUUCUACAACUUCUUGUUUCCUAUGAAUCCCAGUUCUGCAGAGAAACUAAUGAACAACCUAUACUAACCAAUAGAGAUGUGGAUGCUGUAUUUGUGUAUGUUCAAACCUGGCCAACUAGGCAAUGCAUGUGCUGUUACCGAGACCCAAAAAAUUUGGAACGUUUCAGUUAUGUUACUCAGGGUCUCAUUUAUAUGGCAACUAGUCAGUUGAAAAUUCUAGCAGAUAAAAGUGCAGAAGUUGAGACAACAAUUGACAGUAAUGCAAAUCAACAGACCAAAAGCAAGCCAUGUGAGGAAGAAAAAGAAAAUCCAGAAGUAAUUGAAAGGGAUAAACUGUUGAUAUUAGUUUCUAAAAUAUUUCUCCUGAAUUUCCCUUUAUAUGUAGCCUACAAGCACACUAUUCAGGCAAAACUAGAUGAGUUGACUCAACAGGAAAUGCAAAAUCUCAAUUUAUUCUGUGAUUUACAUGAUUCAGAAAUCCCAAUUUAUCUCCUGAAAAAUGUUAGCUGGUUUUGCAAAAUGGGAGGACUUUUAGCUAUGACAACUUGUUUCACCCAACUUUCUCCAGAGAUGCUUCCUGUUUCCACUGCACAUGCCAUGAUAUCCAUUGUGUGUAAUUUGAAGCUGUGGAUGAAUUACAAGAGCAUGGUAUCAAUGCUUGUACCCUUAAGAUCAUGUGUAUUACGUUAUAUGUGCAAACUCUCAGACCAAGAUCUGCGCACUCCCACAAUCAAAAGCAUGGCAGAUUUCAUGUGGAAUGCCAUAAAAGACCCCUUGGAUUCUCCAGUAGCUUUUGAUGCAGAUGGGUUAGAUCUGGCAUUCAAAUAUUUCACAUCUAGUACCCUAACAAUGCGCCUUGCUGGUAUAACACAAAUCAAUAAUCAGAUUGGGGUUUUGGCUGAGAUUUGUGUAGGUGAAUCUCUACCAGAAGCAGAAGCAGCUCCUAGACAUAUGGCAGAUUGGUUAAUAAACAACAAUAUAAUAUCUCAUAUUUUUGGACCUAAUUUACAUGUGGAGGUUAUUAAACAAAGUCACAUUAUCCUAAAUUUUCUUGCCAUGGAAGGUAGAAUUACUUGUGAACACAUGGACGUUAUUUGGGCUGCAGCACAACUGAAACAUUGCUCAAAACCAGUGCAUGAUCUUUUACCUGGACUUGUUAAACAUUUAGCUGCUGCUCCAACACUGCAUUUGUACAGUCUUCUUACUAAAUUGGAACCAAAAGACCAUUCUGAACAGACAUUAUAUUUGGCAUCAGCUCUGAUAAAAGCGUUAUGGUCCAGGAGUGGUGGGGUUCCAGAUGUGGGAUUGAUUAAUGUUGCACCUCCUACUGCUGGAAUAGCUCUGCAGAAAUGUACCACUUCUUCUGAGAACAGUGUCAGUUUAGAUCCUUUCAAUUCAGAAGAGGAACAUGGUGACAGUUCAGCUCAAUCGGAAAGCCAUAAAAGCGAUAGCGAAGAACUGGAGGGCGUGGAAAUCGACGAAGACGAGAACGGGCAGGUGGGCGGGGAAAAUGUCGGCCCGCCCCCUUGCAAAUUGGCCCGCAAACAAGUGUCAGAGCGAGUACAUUGUGACGGUAGCAGUACUGACACGGAGUUAGAUGGUAUUCCAAUAAAAACACCAACCAAACCCAAAUGGCCUAAUGUGAAAAUGAAAUCUGGAAAAAGAGCUCAUGUUCGUAAAAAAAUUCUGGCCAACAUGAACAUUUUGCCGGAAAGUGUUGAAGUAGCUGCCACAAGUACUUCUCAGGAUGAGGCGGACAUUGAAGACUCUCCUGCUAAACUCAGAAAAAGAAGAAAAUUAUUGAGAAAAACAAGAGUGAAAAGGCAAAAGGGCAGUCAUAAACGAAUUACGAGGGUGACCGGUAUGGAAACAAUGAGCGAAAUUGAUGCUGACAGCGAUCAUGAUAUGAAAGAUCAGUUGAAAAAUAUAACGAACGCCGUUCUGGUGCUGCCUUCCCAUAUAAACAAACUGAUGGAUGUUAUCAACAAACCGGCUGUCUAUCUGGAAGAAAGCUCUUCUUGUAGCGAACUUGGCAAAGAGAGCCAUGAAGAAGUGUGUCCAAAUUUUUUGUCAUCACAUUCUAAAGCAGGGCACAUCUUAGAAAUGUUGAGCGGGGAAGAGGCAGAAGUUGAAGGAGAUGCGGAGGGCAGCUACUCUUCACGCAUGAGCAAUAAAUCUGAGAAAAAUAUGGCCGAUUUCGAUGGAGAAGAUUCUGUUUGUGAAGAUGAACUGGCAAGACUGGCCGAACAUGCAAGUAUGAACAUUCACGUUUUUAGUCAUUCUCCUGACAGUCCAGAUAAAUCACCAAUGAGAGUAGAUCCUAGACUCUCGGCAUGUUUCAAAGUAGAUAAUGUAUGUCAACCUGGAAAUACUUUACUUUGGGAUCUACUGCAAGAUGAAAAGAUUUGCCAGCUAGGAGAAGGUUUGGCUCUGGAAGCUGAAAAAACCCUUUGCAAUUUGAUCUGUUACACUCCUGAUAAAGAAAUUCGAAUGAAAUUCAUUGAAGGUUGCCUCAAUAACUUGGCCAACAAUGUGUCGGUUGUAGUUUCUCUUCGAAUGCUACCUAAACUGCUGACGUCUUUUCGAGGUUUAGACAUGCACCAGGUGACCCACUGGGCAGAGCGGCAACAUCACAUGAUGACGCACUUCUUCAACAAUCUGAAAGUGUACACAGCCGAUCCGAACAAGUCGCUACUGCUCUACAGCCAUCAGAUGCAGAUUCAAGUCAGGCUCCAUUUUUUAUCGGCAGUCUUCUCUCCUGUUGUGUCACCAAACAAUUUCAAAUUGAGCAUCGACCAGGUGGACACCCUCUGGCAAUGCCUGGCCCGCGACCCCGAGUGCGCCGACGAACUGUUCAGCUGGCUGCUCUCCCAGACGAAGACCGCCGAUCUGCACGCCCUCAAGAUCGACGCGCUGCGCCGGCUCUACGUGCACCACCUGCCCAGCCUGCCGCCCGAGCGCUUCAGCAUGAUCUGCCUCGGCCUGUUCCAGCAGCUGUGCAGCCUGAACAACUUCCUGGCCGGCGGCGAGGGGGGCGGCUCGAACGGCGAGAAUCAGAAUGUGGGGAUGGAUCAUAUGUGGAAGAUCGCGCUCAAGGCUUGUAAUACAGAAGUAAGUAUGGCUGCAAUUCAGUACAUAAACAGCUACUAUAUGGGUCACAACUUGCAAUUCGAAGGACAGUUCGUUUGGCAGUGUAUGACUCACUUGAAAGCUGCGUCUGAGGACUUGACAUCUUCGAUCGGCACAGAAGAAGCUCCUCUGUUAUGCAUACAGAGGGCGUUACUUUUGAUGAAAACGCACAUUGAAACUUUUCGUAGAAGGUAUGCUUUUCAUCUGAGGAAGUGGGCGUUGGAAGGUAAAGGUAUAGGCAGCCAUUCCGCAGCUUUGAGCGAUAGGCCUAGUACUCAAAUAAGGCUUAUCGUGCAGUCUGGCAGUUCCUCGGAGAGAUGCUUCCUAGAUUUGCUCAGUACUGAUUAUAUUGCCGAUCUCAGAGCUGAGAUUGUCAAAUGGUGUGAGGGAUUACAGCAGAUGAAGACGGAAACCAAUGAAAAUACGAAGACAAAAGCAGGCGAUACAUGGAUUCGCAUCAUAACUCAAGGCCAGGAACUAAGCAUCGAAAAUGAUGAAAAGACACUAGCAGAAAUGGGAUUCAAAGAUAAUCAGAUGAUUUACAUUUCAGUGGGAAUGUCGAGAAACAUGAAAAAGAGAGAAUGUUUGGACGCUCCCUCUUUACAUCCUCCACCACCGAGGGAAUGUCUGCCUACUCUUCUUCUUCUACAACCAAGCUACUUUGAACAGUUGUUUUCUCUGAUGCAUACUUUGAGUUCAAUGAAGAUUCAAGUCAAAGGAGGACGUCACAUACCGCACACGAAGGCUCAAGUGCUCAGCAGGCGAGUGUGGGACAUCUUGAGCCUGCUUCCGACCAGUCCGAAGCUGUUGCGCGGCUUCAAGAAUCUCGACACCCCGCUGUCGGACGUUUUGGACCCGACGAGCGCCCAAAAACUGAUGUACUCGUUGUAUAUCAUCGAAUCGCUCAGCGUGAAGACGAACCAAGGAAAAUAUGCGGACGAUAUCGAGGAGGACGGCGAAUGUUGGGCGAGGAAAUUUGUGCAACAUGGCGGGUUAAGUCACUUGUUUGAUAUUUUCAUGUCAGGAGUGCUGGAAAGAGAUGGCGGAGACGGCAGCGACUGGCAACAGGACUGUCUGGCCUCCCUCCUGAAGAUCCUCUGCCACUUGGGAGUGGACUCGGUGGCGCAGGAAGCGAGGUCGCGCAACGAGAAGAUAGUGAUACCGAAUCUGAACGAGGCGCUGCUGUCGUUGAUCAACACCAAAUCGUUGAUGUCGCAGAUCACGAGCAUAUUAGAGGAGGCGUCCAGGCCGAAGGAUCUCAACCACUACAAGACGGGGUUUUGGGGUAGGGCGCAAGUUGUGCACUACGCUUUGGCUUUGUUGGUGUCCUGGUUGCACUGUUGCGAAGAAGCGAGACUGGAGCUGUUUCAGACUUCCAAUUUUCCUGAUUGGUUGCAAAGAUUGGUAUUGGAGGACCCCGAACCGGCAGUACGUCGCGAAGUAUGCUCCGCCAUCUACCGACUCUGCUUAGGAGUAUCUCCGUCCCGAGAAUCCGCCGAAAACACUCUGAUAGCCCCCAUGCUGUCCCAACUGCUCACCUAUCUGGACAAGGCCGAAAUCAUGCGCCCCCAGAAACUGGAGGUCCUGCAAGCGCCCGAAGAGGGCAAAGAGCCAUACGGCCCCGCGUGCCGCGAUUACUUCUGGCUGGUGUCCAGGCUGGUGGACAGCUUGCCCGAUGAUUUGGUCAAGGACAGCUUGGACGACCCGCAGAAUUGCGUGGUGGACAUCAACGGCUUGACAGGCAAGCUCGCUCGGUCGGUGCUCACGCGGGACUACCUCGAGACCAGGCAUCGCACCGUGGACGAUGACGGUCUCAUCGGGCUGUUGAACCUGAUCACCAACCUGCUGAAGCACCGGCCGCCCUUCCAGACCAGCAAAGAGGGGCAGGACUUGCUGCUGGAGGUGUUCGAGUUCCUGUUCGCGCUGCCCAAUCCGAAGUUGAGGCACGUGCCGAAAUGCAAGAGUCCGCGGUCGAGGACGGCUGCUUUCGAUCUGCUGGUGGAGCUCGUUAAAGGCUCCCCCGAAAACUACGCCAUCCUGCACGACAAACUCCUCAAGCAACAUCAGCCCACCGCCGGCUCGCCCCACCCCUGGGACUAUUGGCCGCACGAGGACGGCCGGUCGGAGUGCGGCUACGUCGGCCUCACCAACCUCGGCGCCACCUGUUACAUGGCCUCCUGCAUGCAGCACCUCUACAUGAUGCCGCAGGCGAGGGGGGCGAUUCUGGGCACCGGUACCGAUCGCGCGGAGCACGAACCCACGCUCAGGGAACUCCAGCGGAUGUUCGCGUACUUGCUGGAGAGUGAACGUAAGGCGUACAACCCGCGGAGCUUCUGCAAGGUGUACACGAUGGACCACCAGCCGCUGAACACUGCCGAGCAGAAGGACAUGGCGGAGUUCUUCAUCGAUUUGGUGAGCAAGCUGGAGGAAAUGACGCCGGCGCUGAAGGAUGUCGUGAAGACGCUGUUCUGCGGCGUGAUCAGCAACAAUGUGGUGUCUUUGGAUUGCGAGCACGUCAGCAGGACGUUGGAGGAGUUCUACACUGUCAGGUGCCAAGUGGCCGACAUGCGCAACAUCUACGAAUCUCUCGACGAGGUGACCGUCAAAGACACCCUUGAAGGCGACAACAUGUACACGUGCUCGCAAUGCGGCAAGAAAGUGCGCGCCGAGAAGCGCGCCUGCUUCAAGAAGCUGCCGCACAUCCUCUGCUUCAACACCAUGCGGUACACGUUCAACAUGCUGACCAUGCUCAAGGAGAAGGUCAACACGCACUUUUCGUUUCCGCUGCGCCUGAAUAUGGCUGGGUACGUGGAGAAGCAGCUGAUGCCGCAGCAGUACCAGGAGGAGAAGCAGAAGAACGCCGAGUUGGAGGUGGAACAGCUGGAGUACGAUCUCAUAGGUGUCACCGUCCAUACGGGCACAGCGGACGGCGGCCAUUACUACAGCUUCAUCAAGGACCGCUCGGCCGGCGCCCGAGACAAGUGGUACCUCUUCAACGAUGCCGAGGUGAAGCCGUUCGACCCCGACCAGAUAGCGGCCGAGUGCUUCGGCGGCGAGAUGACCAGCAAGACGUACGACAGCGUCGCCGACAAGUUCAUGGACUUCAGCUUCGAGAAGACGAACAGUGCGUACAUGCUGUUCUACGAGCGCGGCGGCAGGAUAGGGGAGGCGGGGAGGGACAGGAGCGGGUCGACGGCGGGGGAAUGCGGGGAGGCAGCCAGGACGCCGUCGCCGCCGCCUGUACCGGUGAUCGAACUGAACAAGGAGCUGGAAGACUGGAUAUGGCAGGACAACAUGCACUUCAUCCAGGACAAGAACAUCUUCGAGCACACCUACUUCAACUUCAUGUGGCAGAUAUGCGGCUACAUCCCGCAGACCGUGCUGCCCGUCGAGCCGAACGCGACGCAGAAGGCCGCCCAGCUGUCGACGACGUUCUUCAUCGAGACGUUCAUCCACGCCAAGGAGAAGCCGACGAUGGUGCAGUGGGUGGAGCUGGUCACGAAGCAGUUCAACGCGUGCCGGGAGGCGUGUGUGUGGUUCUUGGACCAUAUGGCGCAGGACACCUGGUGGCCCGUUCAGGUAUUGCUGAAAUGCCCUAACCAGAUGGUGAGGCAAAUGUUCCAAAGGCUGUGCAUCCACGUGAUACAGAGACUGAAACAGUCCCACUCAAAACUCUACCUAGAAGCGAACGACACCCCCGAAUCGACAGAGGACAAGCCGUCGGACCCUUCGACCAUCGGCAACUCUUCGUGCGUCACCAGGUUCAUCAAAACUUUGCUGUCGCUGAUGGAACACGGUGCCAAGGCGCACUUGAAGCACCUGACCGAGUACUUCGGGUUCCUCUACGAGUUCAGCAAAAUGGGUGAGGAGGAAUCGAAGUUCCUUCUCGCUGUGGGCGCCAUCAACGCCAUGGUGCACUUCUAUCUCGGCCAAAAAGUGAACGAUUUCGUGGACGUGUCGGAGGGCGAGGAAGAAGAAGAGGUUGUCCCCCUGCCGACCGACAAAUACAAACCAGGCUCUUUGGACAAGAUGGUGACGCUGAUCGCCUACCUGGUGGAGAAGAGUCGGGAUGCGGAGAUGAAUCUCCAGUUGAGCGAGAAGGAUUACAACGCGAUCGCCGGGGGUAAAGGGUUCACUUUUCUGUACCAGCAGAUCAAGGAUAAUAUCAAUUUGCAGCAGACGAGGAAUUUGGUGCAUUCUCUUUGUAGGGAGAAUAAUCAGCUGGCGCAGUCUAUCAUUUGCAUGAUAUCUCAGGCGAUAUCCAGGAACACUGAGGGCUGCCAACCGUUCUUCAAAAUCCUCACUCUUCUCACCGAAACCAAUCAAAAUUUGACGGCUUCGUCCACUCAACCGUGCUUCACCCAACUGGUGCUGCAGAAAGUCUGGGACGCGGCCGAAUGCUGUCCUUACUCCGCUUUGGAUUGGCUGGCUUUGCAAGUCACCAGGAACAGGAUGGUCCAUUCCUGGGUGCUCGGGUCCAUGGAUUCCUGGUUGGAACACUUUCUCAUCGCCCAUAGCAAUCAGCGAGUCAGGAAUACCGCCGGCUACCUCCUGGUCUCCCUCGUCCCCAGCUCCGCCUUUCGGCAGGGCUUCAGGGCCACCCAUCGCUCCAGCCGCGAGCCGCAGCUCUCCGCCGAGGCGCAGGCCGUGCUACACCAGAUCUACGCGGCGCUGCUUCGGCUGCUGCCCGCCGCCAAGCACUACACCGACAUGCAGCAGCACGGUACCACGAAGUUGACCACGUACUUCGCGCUGAUGAUGUACUGCUGCAUAUCGAGGACCGAGAAGUUGCUGUUUGGGCAAUAUUUCAUUCAGCUAUGGCAUUUGUUCCAUCCCAAAUUGUCGGAACCAUCGAUUCCAGCCUAUCACAACAAACAAACUCUUCUGGCUUUCUGGAAUCACGUGUGCACUGAUUGUCCAGAAAAUGUGCAGUUGAUGCUCCAAAACGCUCAUGUUACGAAGAAUAUCGCAUUCAAUUAUAUUCUAGCUGAUCACGAUGAUCAAGAAAUUGUCAUGUAUAAUCGUGCAAUGUUGCCUGCCUAUUAUGGCCUGUUGCGGAUGAUGUGCCAACAGUCCAGGGUAUUCACUAGAAGUCUGGCGCAGCAUCAGAAUUUGCAGUGGGCCUUCAAAAAUAUCACACCCCAUCCCACUCAGUACCCCCAAGCUGUAGAAGAAUUGUUCAAACUCAUGCAGUUGAUGGUGAUGAAGUAUCCAGAUACUACGGAAUCGGAACAGAGAGAAAUUUAUAGUUUCAGGAAAAAUACGCUUAUGACUUAUUUACAGUGCCUCGAUGGACGUACUAGUUGGGGUACCCUAAUAUCAGCGUUCAGGAUAUUGUUAGAGACGAAUGAUGAUAAACUUUAUGUUGUUUAUAAUGGUGGACUACAAAUAGUUUUCGAGAGUUUUCAGAAUCUCCAUGUGAUGUUGCACGAAGCGACCGCUUGUCAUGUAGUGGGUGAUAUGCUGGACAUUCUCACUAUCAUGCAGGAUUUGAUGCAGUGCAUCCGGAUGUACAGGGACAACAAAGACGCUCGAGGUAUUCUGCUGGCCACCAAAGAUUGGCUAGAGGUGCUCAGGAAGUUGGGUACUCUACUCAACACGUACAAUCCUCCAGAAAUGAGGACGUUGUGUAUAGAUGUACUUAAAGAAUUCGUAGCAAUCAUGACACCAGAGGCGAUGCAAGUACUGGUGCCAUUGCUAUCUCACUGCCAUUCCGCCUUUCAAGAUAGCCAGGACGCUGUUCCUUUGGGGCCGUACUUCCCGAGGAGGGGGCACUCCUUGCCAAUCGUGGCUGGUAAAGGUGGUGCUAGGCCCCUGAGGCCUAUGGUACAGAUGACUGUGCCUCAUAACCAAUUAGAGUGUAGCAGGGGUGUGGAUCCAGAAUACGAUUCGGCCUUAGACAAAUUUUUCACUCCCUAUCAUGACUUCAUUGACAUGAUGUUCAGGUUAGCGGUAAAUAGUGAUUCCGUUCCUGAAGUACUGAUUAAUUUAAGUGCCGUGGUAGGGUUCGAAGCUGUUCCCCUACAUUCAACUUACUUCCCCAAACUUUGGUUAGACAUCUUGAAAACCCAGCACAUAGACCGGAAGUAUAUCAAUAUGCUCACCUCAUGCAAUUAUUUUGUGGAUUAUGUGGAUGCAAUAUUGUUGGAUGAACGAUCAGCUUUGACUGUGGAUAUUAUAUAUGAAUUCCUGCUGGCGUUUUUUCCGAAGGUAUCGGCUCAUGUACUAACAGAACAAACUCUGCGAAUGAUAGACAACACAGUCGUGUCUCUCAGCGAGCAAGUCGGCUCGUUCGACGUUCCCAAAAUGGCGAAAAGGCUAUCGGGCGACAUAAGGGCACUCAUUUUAGUGUACGGCAGCCCGGAAGGCGUACCCCCUCCAUUGCUGCUGAACACCCUCCGGCAGCUGCAGAGCAAAAUCAAAUUAGAAAUUAGCAAAUUGGAUGUCAAAAGGGAUAAGAGUGGUCCAAGUUCUGCAAAAACGGAACCAACUGCUGCAGAUGAAAGCGGUUCGUCCAAGGAACAAGAUCCGUCUAGUGAUAUUACCACGAACUCCAAAAUCAAAAGUGAUAGUGAUUCAGAGACUCAAAGCAGUAGUGAUAAUAGUGUAGAUGAUAAGGGAAAAGUGUUUGGGCCUUUGGAGUGCUUGGAAUUACUCAAUAAGUCCGUGAACGAGCUUAUGGACAUCGUAAAAGGAGAUGUUUGAUCAAUUUUUGGACACACUAAACGGUGACGAGGUCCUGAAACGAGAAAGCCGAUCUAACGUUUCCUGGGGAAAAUCAUUCUUGAGUCCAUGAAUCCGACUUUAAACUUUCUGACCUAACCUAACUGAUGUAUGCACAACAAAAGCAACGUCAUCCAAAAUAAUAUGCGAAUUCGUCAAAAUGUUCUACUUGGAUCGCCUUCUUCGUUGUUAGACCUAUCAAAGGUGUGUUGUGAAUGGUUGUCAUCUUUUCUUCAAGGUUAUUAUAUUCGUAUGUGAAUGUAUUCGCCACUUUGUACAUUGGAAGCUUUAAAUUUGAUUGACUAAGAUAGGUAAGUUUUAUGGUCACGAUAGAAUCAGGGUUUUUUGUAAUAUUGUUUGUUAGAUGUAAAUUGAUUUUUUUAUUUAUUUUCAGAACUUGAUGAAGUAAAAAUAUGUUAUCAUGCUUAUUAUCAUUUACAUAAGACUGUUAAAGUAAAGAACUCCUUUUUGA
This is a messenger RNA of Phaedon cochleariae (mustard beetle), 10517 nucleotides long. The record is from the annotation of a GenBank genome assembly. NCBI's taxonomy places the organism in Eukaryota, Metazoa, Arthropoda, Insecta, Coleoptera, Chrysomelidae.